Hydatigera taeniaeformis is the source of this 918-nucleotide messenger RNA. NCBI's taxonomy places the organism in Eukaryota, Metazoa, Platyhelminthes, Cestoda, Cyclophyllidea, Taeniidae. The record is from the annotation of a GenBank genome assembly.
AUGGCAGAAGCUGCACUAUGUCAACAAUCAAAGGAGCAAAUUCCUCCUCAACAAGGCUUUGAAACUAAGGCGCAUCAGUCCUGUUGCAUGCUACAGGAACCAAGUAAAUCACAUCACAAUCCUGGCAUUGUUGUCCACCAACUCGACGGUGAACCCCAGGAAGGGAGUCACAUACAGCACAAAUUUGAGGAGGAUGUGCAACAGUGCGAAUGUAAGCCACAGAAGACAUGCAAUCCACACCUCAACCCUGAGAGCAGUGUCCAACAGUGUCCCAACAGUGACCGACAGGCAUCAGAUCGUCCACACCACAACUCUGGAGAAGGCAUGCAACAAUGUGAAUAUAAUCCCCAGAAACCAUGCAAUUCCCAUCAAAACUGUGACAACGACGCAAAGCGUCACACCAUCAAAACACAGGAAGCAGGUCAUUCGCAUCACAAACCCAAGGAGAUCCCUCAACAGUGCAUAUGCGAGCCAUGUGGACCAUGCAAUCCACACCCUAACCCCGACAGUGGCGAAAAGCAUUACGACGAUGAAGCAAAAGAAUCAAGUGGAUCUCAGCACAACCCCAACAAUGACGCAUUUCAGCCUGACUGUAUGCCACAGGAUCCAGGCGAUUCUCAGUACGAUUUUGACGAGGAUGUUCAAGAAACCAACAUCAAGCCAAAGAAGUUAAUUGAGCAACUGCAGAAUGCAGACGACUUUAUAGAAGAGCUCGGAACAAACUCACAGAAAUCGAGUAAACCCACACAAAAUACUGGUGGUGAACAACAAAAAGGCGGUUUACAAGAUAGUGCCACACAUUUACCUGAAUACUUUAGCAAAAAAACUGCAGCAACAUCCCAAACAUCCAUACUUAAGCCCUUCAUUCUUUUGAUUCUGUCGAUCUUCACACUUCUCAACUCUACUACACAUGCUUAA